AUGGCUGCUAAAAUCAUUGUUGUUGGUGGUGGUCUUUCUGGACUUUCUGCGGCUCAUACUGUUUUAGAACACGGUGCUAAUGUUCUUGUUCUUGAUAAGAAUUCUUUCUUUGGUGGUAACUCUACCAAAGCUACCUCAGGUAUCAACGGCGCCUUGACCAAAACUCAGAUAGCCCUUGGUAUUCAAGACUCUGCCGCUAUAUUUGAAGCAGAUACAAUACGUUCGGCUCGUGACCUUGCUCGUCCUGACAUUAUUAAAGUUCUCACAGGAAAUUCGGCAUCUGCUGUUGAAUGGCUUCAAGAUAAAUUCAAAUUGGAUCUUUCUCUCGUUUCACGAUUAGGUGGACAUUCUCAGCCUCGUACACAUCGUGGGAAAGAAAUGUUUCCCGGUAUGACAAUUACGUAUGCUUUGAUGGAACUUCUCGAAGAAAUUGCUGAAAAGCAACCAAAUCGUGCACGUAUCGUAAUGAAAGCGCGUGUAACAAAAUUGAUUAAAGAAGGUGAAGAAGUUAUUGGUGUCGAAUACGAGAAAGAUGGCCAAACAUUUAAAGAACUUGGUCCCGUAAUUUUGGCCACCGGUGGUUAUGCAGCCGAUUUCACGGAAAGUUCAUUGCUUAAAAAAUAUCGACCAGACAUAUAUGAUUUACCUACCACGAAUGGAGAUCAUUGUACUGGUGAUGGUCAUAAAAUGGUUCUUGCCAUUGGUGGUCAAGCUAUUGAUCUUGAAAAAGUUCAAGUACAUCCAACUGGUCUUGUUGAUCCCAAAGAGCCAGAUGCCAAGAUCAAAUUUUUAGCCGCUGAAGCACUCCGUGGCGUUGGUGGUUUAUUAUUAAACGGUGAAGGAAAACGAUUCUGUGAUGAAUUGGGUCAUCGUGAUUACGUCACUGGUGAAAUUUGGAAGACAAAAGGUCCGGUCCGACUUGUACUUAAUAGCAAAGCCGCGAAAGAGAUUGAAUGGCAUUGUAAACAUUAUGUCGGACGUGGUUUAAUGAGAAAAUUUUCCUCUGGUGAGGAUUUAGCGAGAGAAAUCGGUGUUCCUGUAUCACGAUUAAGAGAAACUUUUGAUGAUUACAAUGGUAUCGCUUCUGGUAAAAAGAAGGACCCUUAUGGAAAGAAAUUCUUUCACAAUGCUCCCUUGACAGUAGAUGACAAUUUCCACGUUGCUUUAAUGGCACCAGUCUUGCAUUACACCAUGGGAGGCGUUGAAGUUACUCCUGAUUCUGAAGUCAAAGAUGUACAAGGAAAAGUUAUCCCAGGGCUAUACGCUUCUGGUGAAAUUGCUGGAGGUGUUCAUGGAGCAAAUCGUCUUGGUGGAUCAUCUUUAUUGGGAUGUGUUGUAUUUGGACGAGUUGCUGGUGAUUCGGCAUCACGUCAAUUGCUCCAAAAUUUGUCCAGCGAGACUGCGAAUCGUCGACUCGGACAAAUUGCUGGUCAAUUGGCCCCCUAUCAAGCAACUGUUAAUGUUGAUCCUACAAAUCAAAAAGUGCGAUUGGAAAUUGCUUGGGGCCAACAGCAAGGCGUUAGUGCUGCUACCACUCAAGUUCCUUCAACUCCUGCUCCUUCGAAUGAAAAGAAGGAAGCUGCUCCUCCAGUCGAAUUAAAAGAAUAUACUAUUGAUGAUGUAGCUAAGCAUAGUUCUGAACAAGAUUGUUGGGUCGUGGUUAAUGGACAGGUCCUCAACGUUACAAAAUUCCUUCCAGAUCAUCCAGGUGGUAAGAAAUCAAUUUUACUAUUUGCCGGAAAAGAUGCAAGUGAGGAAUUCAACAUGUUACACGAUAAGGGGGUAGUACAAAAAUAUGCUCCAUAUGCGAAAUCUUAUGCCUCUAGUGCAGCUCAAAAGGAGUAUUUAAAUAAACACUUAACGGAAACUGACCCAGAAGUUUUUGAUAUUAUAGAAAAGGAAAAAAGGCGACAACGCGAGAGUAUAGUGCUUAUUCCAUCAGAGAAUUUUACGUCACGUGCCGUUAUGGAAGCUUUAGGUUCUGUUAUGCAGAACAAGUAUUCGGAAGGGUAUCCAGGUGCAAGAUAUUAUGGUGGAAAUGAAUUCAUUGAUCAGGCAGAGAUUUUAUGUCAAAAACGAGCUUUAGAAGCUUUUAAUUUGAAGGAUUUUGAAUGGGGAGUGAAUGUUCAAUCUUUAUCAGGAGCACCGGCUAAUUUAUAUGUGUAUAAUGCUAUCUUAAGACCUCAUGAACGGUUGAUGGGAUUGGAUUUGCCACACGGUGGACACCUAUCACAUGGAUAUCAAACAGAUACUAAGAAAAUUUCAGCAGUUUCAUCCUAUUUCGAGACUUUACCAUAUCGAUUAAAUGAAAAGACAGGAAUAAUAGAUUAUGAUGCUCUCGAGGCCACGGCGUUGUUAUACCGACCAAAAGUUAUUAUUGCUGGCGCUAGCGCAUAUCCAAGAAAAUUUGAUUAUGCACGAAUGAAAAAGAUCGCAGAAAAAACAAACUCGUAUUUAAUGGCAGAUAUAGCUCAUAUAAGUGGCUUAAUUUCUGCCGGUGUUCUUCCUUCACCAUUUGAAUUUGCCGAUAUUGUUACAACCACAACACAUAAAUCCCUUAGAGGUCCACGCGGCGCAUUAAUAUUUUAUAGGAAGGGUGUACGCAAAGUUGAUAAGAAAGGAAAAGAAACCUUAUAUGAACUUGAAAAUCCUAUCAAUCAAUCCGUGUUUCCUGGUCAUCAGGGUGGGCCACAUAAUCACACUAUCACCGCACUUGCUGUAGCACUUAAACAAGCCAAAUCCCCACUUUUCAAAGAAUAUCAACAGCAAGUGUUAAUCAAUAGUCUCGCAUUUGCUGAAGCUUUCAAGAAAAUGGGAUAUAAUUUAGUUUCCGGUGGUACGGAUACACAUUUGUUGCUAGUGGAUUUAAGAUCAAAGAAAAUCGAUGGUGCGCGUGUGGAACGUGUUCUCGAACUGGCAAAUAUCGCGGCUAAUAAGAAUACUGUUCCUGGUGAUAAGAGUGCUUUAAUACCGGGAGGAAUACGAGUCGGCACACCAGCUAUGACAUCACGCGGUCUUACUGAAUCGGAUUUUGAAAAGGUUGCAGAAUAUAUUGACCGUUGCGUCAAACUAGCUAUCAAUAUAAAAGAGAAAGUAACAGGAACCAAGCUUCUGGACUUUAAAGCGUAUCUAGGUGAUGGCUCUAAUGAGCCACUUAUUAAAGAGUUAAAUGAAGAAGUAGUAGAUUUUGCAAAAAAAUUUCCUACCAUUGGUUUCAAUGAGAAUGAAAUGAAAUUUAAGUAG
Funneliformis mosseae is the source of this 3243-nucleotide messenger RNA. The record is from the annotation of a GenBank genome assembly. Lineage: Eukaryota; Fungi; Glomeromycota; Glomeromycetes; Glomerales; Glomeraceae.